UGCACAUGUUUAUUAACAAAGACAAAUUCUAUAAUAAUAUAGAAUGAAAGUAAAAAUACUUCGACGAACUGUGUUGUCUAUGACGUCGAACGACAUAAAUGCACCAGGAUGAGAGUGACGUCACAAAGCCCAAUGACGUAACAAUGAAAGAUCCUAAGGCAUUAUUGUGACGUAACAUCAAUAUCAUAGCAAGACGAUGAGUGAAAAAACUUUGAAGGAACUGAGAGAGGAAAUUGCACAGGAAAGAGAAUGGACUACUCUCCAUAAAAAAUCCAUCGAGCACUGGAAAACCAUCAUAGAUGAAAUGGAAGAUGAGAAAGAAGCAUUACGAGACAUUGAGUGGAAGACCAGAUACAACUAUCAAGUGGUCUGCAAUGCCUCUUUGGAGAAACAGAUAAAGAAGUUGAAAACAGAAGUUAACUCUGUCCGGAAUGGUGUAGCGUUAGCCCAGGUCUGCGGGGACUUGGACCAGAAGUCGAUCAAUGAAUGCAGACAGCAUGUAAAACACCUCAAGAACAAACUUUUAUCGCUUAGAGGACUGUGUACAUCAUACGAACACCAACGGGACGUGGAAUCGACCGAAUACCUCAAAACUCGCGAGCAGAUCCAGUCCAUCGCUCAUGACGUCAGAUUCAAGCAGACUAGCAAAGUAGCGAAGCAAGAGAAACAGGACCAAUAUCUGCCGCCAAUAAAUGUCCGACCGAGACAGGCCAAAGCGUCCAGUGCCCGCCACAAAAAGCCAGUAACACUGCCGCCAAUUAAUCCCAACCCGCAACAGCAGAAGCCCUCGUAUCUAUUGAUGCACGAGGAGACUAAAACGAAGAAAACUACAAAGAAUACCCCCCAAAAGAAGGUCCAUUUCUUAUUCGGCAAAGAUUAUAUUGACUCUGUUUGACUGCCAAGCUUCGUAACAGAGAAGCAAUAUAGUUAGAGCAACUCCUUCCAGAAGGAAUUUAAGAGAGAGAUCCUAUCCUUUGUAUGGAUAUCUAUGUCCCGAGUCAGCGAACCUUCCUCCUGAAAGACCUCCGCAAAUGUCUCACACCUAUCAGUUCUUGUCUUUGAGAUGAAAACAAAGUGUCAUGGAUAUUUUACUGUACAAAACAAGAUAAAUAUUUUGAACAAUAUAUAAAAUACACUCAGAAUUCAGAAAUACAAACUGAUUAAAGCAUCCUAAUUCACA
Ostrea edulis (European flat oyster) is the source of this 1180-nucleotide messenger RNA. RefSeq lists its product as uncharacterized. The record is from RefSeq and is a predicted model, not a curated record. Lineage: Eukaryota; Metazoa; Mollusca; Bivalvia; Ostreida; Ostreidae. The transcript is spliced from 3 exons. The coding region runs from base 197 to 895 and encodes 232 amino acids.